Molecule: messenger RNA, 1770 nt
Organism: Hyla sarda
Lineage: Eukaryota; Metazoa; Chordata; Amphibia; Anura; Hylidae
Gene: HAX1
Product: HCLS1 associated protein X-1
Exons: 7
Coding region: 81-908 (275 amino acids)
Biological process (GO): regulation of actin filament polymerization; negative regulation of apoptotic process
Cellular component (GO): mitochondrion; clathrin-coated vesicle; sarcoplasmic reticulum
Source: RefSeq, a predicted model, not a curated record
AAGUGACGGUUUCAAGAGCCGGAAGUGACGGGCGGGACGUUAUUCUGAGCUACUGUGGUUGGCGGAAGUGCCUAACUGUCAUGGCUGGGGACAUAAAUGUGUUUGAGCUAUUCCGGAGAUUCUUCCGUCCCCCGGGGCAGAGGGACCCAUUUUUCGAGGGGAUGACACAUGAUGAGGAGGAGGAGGAUGAUGAUGAUGAUGAUGAAGAUGAGGAUUUCUUCUUCCCCCGUCAGCCAGGAUACGGUCAGGAGUCACCAUCUUGGCGCGGUCGUCCUCCUUUUCAGGAUCCCUUUGGCUUUGAAGACUUUUUCAGGGAUUUUAAUGAACUGUUUGCAGAUUUUGGGUCAAUGAUCCACGAGGUUCCCAGGCUCCCGGGGGUCGGGACCCCCGCUCAGGCUCCGGAAGGAUCUGGGACACGUUCAUUAAGGGAUUUUAUGUUGAAGUAUCCGGACUCCCAUCUGCCCAGAGAUCAGGCGCCACCACCCCAGGGCUCCGACCAGCCAAGAUGGCUUCCUAAUUGGCAAGGAGACGAUGCAGUUCCUGCCCCUCCUGGAGACACUAAGCAGGAUAAAAUCUUGGACACUGAGGUCUCAUCCCGCGGUCUGGACUCCAUCCUGAGGCCGAAGGAAUCGGCGCCAUCAUCCUCAUCGUAUUUCCGGAGCGUCCAAGUCUCCAGAGUGAUGCGACCUGAUGGGACCAUGGAGGAGAGAAGAACCGUACAAGACAGCAAAGGGAAUGAGACCACCACGAUGACUGUGACCAGGGGCGAUCAGGUGAUCAGCAGAGGAACUAGCGAUCCGGCCACAGAUAAUAAGGACUCCACCCUGGUCCCGCACCGGUCCCUACCAGAUCUCUCCGAUUCCCAGACUAUUAUCAGCCGCUUCCUACAGAGAUGGUUCUCCAAGUGACAGCUGAAAAUCAGCUCAGUCUGAACAGUGUUAUAUAAUGUGUAUAUAGAGGGGAGAGGCCUGAAACCUGAGGCUGCACUACUGAGACCCCUGAUGAUGUCAUGCCUCCUGAUGAUGUCAUGUCUUCUGAUCACUGGUGUCUCCUGAUCACUGAUGUCUCCUGAUGAUGUCAUGUCUUCUGAUCACUGGUGUCUCCUGAUCACUGAUGUUUCCUGAUCACUGAUGUUUCCUGAUCACUGAUGUUUCCUGAUCACUGAUGUUUCCUGAUCACUGAUGUCUCCUGAUCACUGAUGUCUCCUGAUGAUGUCAUGUCUCCUGAUCACUGGUGUCUCCUGAUCACUGAUGUUUCCUGAUCACUGAUGUCUCCUGAUGAUGUCAUGUCUCCUGAUCACUGAUGUCUCCUUAUGAUGUCAUGUCUCCUGAUCACUGAUGUCUCCUGAUGAUGUCAUGUCUCCUGAUCACUGGUGUCUCCUGAUCACUGAUGUUUCCUGAUCACUGAUGUCUCCUGAUGAUGUCAUGUCUCCUGAUCACUGAUGUCUCCUUAUGAUGUCAUGUCUCCUGAUCACUGAUGUCUCAUGAUGAUGUCAUGUCUCCUGAUGAUAUCUACAUCCUUCAUAGCUGGGCUGGGAUGGGAUGUGUGUGGACAGUGAUGUGGACAGUGAUCUGGACUGUUAUUGGUUUCUAUGACAACGCUGGACCUCACAGUAGUGCAGCCUCAGGAAUCUCAUCAAUGUUCGGAUUUUCUGCAUUUGUUCACAAUUCUUCUUCUAGAAAUAGAUUUACAUUAACUUACCGACAAAGAACAGAGGAUUUUGGGAAAUGUUCAGAAUUUGCUAAAUAAAUUUAAUUUAUAUGUAAUUAU